AUGGUACAGUUGUCUCAUGUUUUCCGUCCCUGUAUUAGCAAUUCCACUUUGUCUCAACAUGGAUGGAAAAAAGACUGUCAGUUGACUUUGUCUUCUCAGUAGUUAACACAAUAACUACAUACAUGCAAACUGGAUAAAUAGCCAAAUUCCUUUCUUUAUUCUCUUAUUAAUUAAUUCUUAGGAAAAAAGUUGUUAUUAAGCAUGACGUACUUAUGUCUUUGUAAAGUGACAGUUCUCAACUAAUUUUGGCUUUUUUGUGCAAAUUGGAACAGGAAUGAAUGACGUGUCACUGCAGACGUUCCUAAUGCAGCAACCCAAAUUAUUGGAAGUUGUUUUUCCACCUCAUGCUGCAAAGCAGAUAAAGCUGUCGAAAUUUCUGGCUAAAGUUUCAUAUGAGAAUGAAAAAGAGGAUAGUGACAAGCAAGCAAGGGCUAUGUUUGAACAGUAUCUGCAUGAAAUUGCCCAAAGGAAGGAAGGUAUUUAAAAUAUCUGUGUUUGUUCAGACCACUUAGCCUUAUAAAUACUUCUCGGUAUUUUUUAAGCACAUUUUCACCUCUGUUUGCCAAGAGUUUAGAUAAACCUGUUAAAACAUUUUUUUAUUAUACAAGGAAACUAUACGUAAAACAAGUUCAUUAAUUAUUAUUACAAUGUUUUAAUUUUUGGAGGUUGUUCUAAGUCAUUAUGAUUUUGGCUAAUUCUAGCACCUAUCCAUUGUUAAUUAUAAGCAGCAUCAAAAAGGCAAAUAACACAGAGUAGAAAGCCAGUAUCAGGGUGCAAAGAAAUCAGUUUUACAGCUUGCCACUCAGGCAAGCUGUAACUACUAAGCAAGUACUAGCCUGAAAGUCAUAUCAAAUUAAUAGCCCCCUCAAGAUUAAUGAGCAGGAUUGAUUACAGUUUUUUCUGUAAUUUGAAUUCCCCUAAAAAGUUUGCAUGCCCAUUGGGAAAGUCAUGAACAGAAUUCACUAGCCCGAUAGCAAACUUCUCUAGCCCCAGGCAGCCUAUCAGAUACUACUUAAUUUCUUUGCAUGUUGAUUUAUCUGCCUAAAAUAAUCCAUUUAUAAACAAAUUUAGAGGUUUGCUGGUUGUCUUAAGCCAUGUUCUAUUUUAGUUUAAAUAAGUGGCCCAUAAUGUCCAAAAUGCUAAAUACAGUCAAAUCUCUCCGACUCGAAUUGACACCGUGAGGAACAUCACUAAGUGUCCAUAUUAGGAAGAAGUCUGUCAAAUAAAAUGACUGAAAAACUACAGGGACUAACUUUAAGUAUGCAUUUUAGGGAGGUGUUAGUCUUAGCUGCCUGUUAAGAGAAAAUUGACUGUAGAUGAUUGGCAGCAAUAUGUUCUUUCAAUUCGUAGGUGAAACUAGGUUAAAUGACUUGUGCUGUUUCUGGACUGGCUGGGAUUUCCUUCCUCCUCGAAGAGAAGUCUUGAUUGCUAAUUUUAGUACAGGGACCGCGGAGGGGGAGGGGCUGGUAGGGCCGCGGCCCCACCACUUUUUUGCGCCCCCGCCCCCACUUUUUGAAAAUCAAAUACUAUGAUUUUAUUCCUUUUUUCGAUUUUCAAUAUGAAAAAAUUAUUUUCAAUUGUCAGCCCUCCCACUUUCCACCUUGCUCCGCGGCCCCUGUAGUAGCAACAAAAGGAGCAAGUUACCAACAUCAGAAACAUGUUUUUUGUCUUUAGUGCUCCCUGUCGGCCAUGAGACUUAUAGAGACUUCCUGAAUGCCAUGGACACUGCUAUCGAGUGUGGCUCCAGGGGAUUUGCAUAUGCAUGA
Messenger RNA from Porites lobata, 1766 nucleotides. Lineage: Eukaryota; Metazoa; Cnidaria; Anthozoa; Scleractinia; Poritidae. The record is from the annotation of a GenBank genome assembly.